AUCACGAUACCUAUAUUUUAGGUAGGCCAAUAUAUCACGACGCGCUUAAUACCCCACACUUUCCCCCUUUGGAAAUAUUCAACUUAUCGGCUUACCGGCCUCAUCAACCGUUAAAACUAAGGCCAUAUCAAGGAUAUCCUUCACGCCGACAAAGGGGACAAAAAUAGUAUUAUAUUCCUCGAGGUUCAUCAUACUGCCGGUCUUCGUCCUCAACCGCUCCUUUGUUACCAUCCCCAUCUACUCCGUCAAAUCAGUGGACAACCACCACGCUGUGGCCACACUAAGGACAAAGAUUCUCGACUUGAACAAAGAAGCGGAUCACCAAAAACCCCGGUAUCUUGAUUGUUCUCGAUCACAAUGCAUUGAUAAGGAGCAUACAUCAAUAACGUUCUUUGCCUUCGAGGGUUCUGGAUCAUAGGGUGAAUCGUCUGUCCUCGACUAUAGAUUCUCCUUGUCCGCCCUUCCGUCCCUCGUUUCAGGCGAUUAGUAUUCUUUUUCGACAUUUUUUAUUCUGCACAUACACCGUACACUGCUAGCCAGUACGUUAACAUCAUGUCGUUCAUACGGCGCCGGAUCGCCGACGCACUCUGCCCGCCGUCCAACUGCACAGCCAGUCUCGCACCUCGAGACACACCCACAGCAACAAAUGCUGUGGCUACGCCCUCAUCUACGAUUAGUCCAUUCUCUACGGCGCUAAAUGGAGUUGAUCAGGAAGGUAACUUGAUGUUCAGGGAUUCGUUAUGGUGGACAUUAGGGGUCAUGGCACUCAUCCUACUUGCCAUUCGCCUUGCCGUCAUCGGAUGGUCUCAAAUCCGACAUGUCUCGGCUAUGUCAUCUUCACCCGCUCAGCAAACUUACUGGAAGAAGACGCAAUGGAGUUGGAUGCCAGCCUUCAAGAAGAACCUCCUCUAUGCACCCUUGUGGAAGAAACGCCACAACAGAGAAAUAAAGAUAUCCUCAGCAGUCUCCAUUGGCACCUUGCCGUCUCGACUCCACUCGGUCGUCCUAGCCAUCUACUUACUUAGCAACGUCGCCUACAUGUUCUACGAGGAUUGGAAUCAGCCAAACGGUUAUUCGCUGGCAGCUGAGAUCCGAGGUCGUUCGGGCACGUUGUCGCUCGUCAACAUGGUCCCUCUUCUAAUCAUGGCAGGACGAAACAACCCCUUGAUCAGCCUAUUACGUGUAAGUUUCGACACUUACAAUCUUAUCCACCGAUGGAUGGGUCGCACCGUCGUUAUCGAGGCUAUCAUCCACACCGUUGCUUGGGCCUAUGUUGAAGUCGCCGCUAGUGGUUGGGGCGGAGCAGGUUAUAAGCUAAUCCGCAACGACUUCCUUGCGUCCGGCUUCGUCGGGACAAUAGCGAUGACGGUUCUCCUCAUCCUUGCCAUGUCACCACUUAGACAUGCUUUCUACGAGACGUUCCUGAACUUCCAUAUUGUUCUAGGAUUGCUCGCACUCCUCAUGACGUACCUUCACUGCGACUUUGCCGAACUUCCUGGAGGCCUUCCUCAGAAAUCGUGGGUGGUGGCAAUUUUUGUGAGUUGGGUAUUGGAGCGCACGGCACGAGCAUUCCGUCUGGGCUAUUACAACUGGUCGAAAAGGGGCGGCUUCACAGAAGCUGUGGUGGAACCCAUGCCUGGCGAUACUACUCGAGUGACGAUGCACCUCCCUCGUUACAUGGACGUCAAGCCGGGAUCGCAUGCCUAUAUCCGCUUCACACAGAUCCGGUUUUGGGAAAACCACCCAUUCUCCGUCGCAUGGGUCGAGCACCACCCCAGCAUUGAUAGGGCAACGCUGAGUGAGAAAGCCGUGACCGAGUCUCAGUUAAAAGAAGGAACAACAUCCGUAUCGUUCGUUAUCGGAGCUCAGACCGGUUUUACUCGGGCACUUUACAAUAAAGCGCUUAGCGGAGGAGCGCCAUCUAUUCGUCUUAGAGCUGCGAUUGAAGGCCCUUACGCUGGACACCACUCAUUGAACUCGUACGGCCACGUUCUACUCUUCGCUGGCGCUACCGGUAUCACCCAUCAAAUUUCUUACCUGAAGCCAUUAGUUCAGGGGUUCAACGAUGGUACAGUUGCGACAAGACGAAUUACACUCGUAUGGAUUAUGCGUGACACGGAGGCACUGGAGUGGGUGCGACCUUGGAUGGACGAGAUACUACGAAUCCCCAGACGACGAGAGAUCCUCUCAAUAAGAUUGUUCGUGACCAGGCCUAAGAAUGCUCGGGAAAUCCACUCGGGCUCUAGCACGGUCCAGAUGUUUCCAGGUCGUCCUAAGAUUGCGACACUGGUUCAGAAAGAGGUCGAAGAACAAGUCGGUGCUAUGUGCGUCACAGUUUGUGGCCCGGGCGCUCUAGCAGACGAUGUUCGACAAGCGGUUCGCGAAGUACAAGAUGGCACUUCGGUGGUGGACUUUAUCGAAGAAAGUUUCACAUGGUGAUCUAUCCAUCAAUCAGUCAGCGGACCCUUCCAACGAACUACAUAUCUCUUAUGGAAUCCAUGAAUGG
Messenger RNA from Annulohypoxylon truncatum, 2506 nucleotides. Its product is annotated as ferric reductase like transmembrane component-domain-containing protein. The transcript has a single exon. Gene Ontology annotation, molecular function: ferric-chelate reductase activity. Gene Ontology annotation, biological process: iron ion transport; intracellular iron ion homeostasis; copper ion import. The record is from RefSeq and is a predicted model, not a curated record. Lineage: Eukaryota; Fungi; Ascomycota; Sordariomycetes; Xylariales; Hypoxylaceae. Gene Ontology annotation, cellular component: plasma membrane. Bases 553 to 2439 code for a protein of 628 amino acids.